AUGUUGAAGAAAGCCCCUCAGCUGCCUGUGCGGCAGCUGCUCAUUCUUUCAAUAUGUCGCUUCGCAGAGCCUGUGGUCCUCACCUCCGUCCUCCCCUACCUCCCGGAAAUGAUUGAGUCUGUCGGCGUUCCUAAGCAUGAAAUCGCCAAGUGGGUUGGCAUCACCAGCGCCGUGACCGCCUUCAGCCAGGCCGCCAUGGCCGUCACCUGGGGCACGCUCUCGGACACGGUCGGCCGCAAGCCCGUGAUCUUGCUCGGGUUGACCUGCACGAUGGUCAUGUCGCUGGUGUUCGGGCUCUCGCGGAGCCUGGUGAUGCUGGUGGUCGCGCGCGGCCUGCUGGGCCUGAUGAAUGGCAAUGUCGGCAUCAUCCGCACCAUGGUCGCCGAGAUGGUGCCGGAGAAGGAGUUGCAGCCGCGCGCCUUCAGCAUCAUGCCGCUGGUGUGGACGAUCGGGAGCAUCUUUGGGCCGGCGUUUGGUGGCGCGCUGGCCCGGCCCGCGGAGAAGCACCCCGCGCUGUUUGGGGACUCGGUGUUUCUGCGGAAGUAUCCGUUUGUGCUGCCGAACAUGGUGGCAGCGGGGUUAUUUGUGUUGGGGAUUGGGACGGGGUUUUUGUUUCUGGAGGAAACGCUAGCCGCGAAAAAGGAUCACCGGGACUAUGGACUCGUGCUGGGUCAGGCUUUGACGCGUCCGUGUCGGAGUGCCAGGUCUGACAAGAAGUCACGGCUCUCAGCGGCAAUCGCAGGAGCUGAUGAAGAACGAACGGCCUUGUUAGGGCAGCGCCGCCGUGCAGGUAAGAAAGCCCGCAAGCCCAGCUGGGCGGAGGUGUUCUCGCCGCAGUCCAACCUGAUUCUCGUGGCGUACUCGCUUAUGUCCAUGCACACUAUGGCGUUCGACUCGUUGCUACCGGUGUUUCUGCAUACGCCCGUGCAACAGCUCGAGGGGAACCCGGACGUGCAUCUGCCGUUCAAAUUUAUUGGAGGGUUUGGCGUGGACUCCCAGACCAUCGGGAUCUACUACACCUUGAUCGGCAUCAUUGGCAUGAUUGUGCAGUUCAUGAUCUUCCCGGUGGCUGCCAAGCAGUACGGCGUGCUCAAUUGCCUCAAGGUGGUCUCCAUCGUGUUUCCAAUUUUGUACCUGGUGACCCCGUUCACGGCGCUGGUGCCGGGCUCGCUGCGCCACGUGGUCGUGUUUCUGUUGAUGCUGGGCAAGCUCUCGGCCUCGAUCUUCGGGUUCCCGUGCACGACGAUCCUGCUCACCAACUCGGCGGCCAGUCUGAGCGUGCUAGGGACGUUGAACGGGGUGGGGACGAGUGUCAGCGCCAUUGGACGGGCGAUUGGGCCGGCGUUGACGGGCUCGGCGUUCUCAUUUGGCGUCAAGCGGGGGUACAUCAUCAUUCCGUGGUGGCUUUUGGCGGUCUUUGGUGCGGUCAGUGCCAUUCCGGUGUUUUGGUCCGAGGAGUCGGACGGGUUUCAUGGCAAGGAGGAGGUGGAGGAGGAGGAGGAGGAUGCAGAAGAGGAGGAUGGUGGAUAUGGGGCUACCUCCCGACGCGGCUGA
Molecule: messenger RNA, 1554 nt
Organism: Aspergillus saccharolyticus JOP 1030-1
Lineage: Eukaryota; Fungi; Ascomycota; Eurotiomycetes; Eurotiales; Aspergillaceae
Product: MFS transporter
Exons: 6
Coding region: 1-1554 (517 amino acids)
Biological process (GO): transmembrane transport
Molecular function (GO): transmembrane transporter activity
Source: RefSeq, a predicted model, not a curated record